GGGAACCUGAAUGCAGCAAAAGUAUCCGGAUGUGACGCCAAUCGACAUCAUUCAAGAUGGCAGCGCUGGCGUCCUUGAUGCUCAAGUCCAGAGCAGGCCUGCUGGUGCCUGGUCAGCCUUCUCUUAUAGACUGUGUGAGGCUCGCAUCUAAGAAGGCUGGUGGCAGCAGUAAGAACGUCGGAGGAAAGAGCCCCGGCCGCAGAUAUGGCUUCAAGAAACAGGAUGGGAACUUUGUCCAUGCGGGUAACAUCCUUGCGACACAGAGACUGAUGAGGUAUCACCCAGGAGCACAUGUGGGGAUGGGUACCAACAAGACGCUCUUCGCUAUGGAGGACGGCUACGUCAGGUUCACCAAGGAGGUCUACAUCCCGCCACCACGCAGCCCCGAGGCCACCCAGGUCAUCACCAAGCUGCCGAAAGGAGCUGUGCUCUACAAGACCUUCAUCAACGUCCUGCCGGUCAAACAGGAGGGCAAGUUUAAACUGGUGGACAUGGUCUAAAACUGACCGGACCGGACCGGACUGGGAGGUCAUUAUUUCCCGUGUAUUCUUGCGGUGGCCAGGAUCAGGAAGGAUUUGUUUUGAUUGACACUUUAUCAGAUUCCCGGAGAUCUAAGUGAACAGCAGACUAUCAGCCAGAGAGCACAGAGGAGUCGGUGAAAAUCUGCAGACUCUCUGCGUCUCCUUGGCUUCCUGUGUCUUAUGUGACCCUCUCUGCUGGAAGUUCUCAACUCGGUCACAAAUGAAACAAACAAAACAUCAUGGAAUAAAAUGCAUAAGGGAAAACAUUUCCAGUGAAGGUUUGACAGGUACAUAAUAUCAGCAGUCAGUGAUUCCUAAAUGUAAUCAGAAGAUCAUCCCAGUGUAGUCCAUGCUAUUGGUGAAUCUCUGCUUAAACUGUCCUCAGGGCUGUGAGGCUAGAAGUUCAUAACUGGCUGGUGUCCUUCACUGCAGUUGUUCACUGACAUACCUAAAGUUCACUGAAUACUUACCACCAAGAACCUGAGGUACCACUGCUGUAAUGCUGAAUAUGUACUGUAUUUACUGUAUUAAAGUUUUAUACGUGAAAGUCUCUA
This is a messenger RNA of Micropterus salmoides (largemouth bass), 1075 nucleotides long. It is a transcript of the gene mrpl27, whose product is annotated as mitochondrial ribosomal protein L27. Gene Ontology annotation, molecular function: structural constituent of ribosome. The transcript has 4 exons. Gene Ontology annotation, biological process: translation. NCBI's taxonomy places the organism in Eukaryota, Metazoa, Chordata, Actinopteri, Centrarchiformes, Centrarchidae. Bases 57 to 500 code for a protein of 147 amino acids. The record is from RefSeq and is a predicted model, not a curated record. Gene Ontology annotation, cellular component: ribosome; mitochondrial large ribosomal subunit.